Messenger RNA from Gracilinanus agilis (Agile Gracile Mouse Opossum), 2018 nucleotides. RefSeq names its product phosphodiesterase 7B (gene PDE7B). The coding region runs from base 28 to 1551 and encodes 507 amino acids. The transcript has 12 exons. Gene Ontology annotation, molecular function: 3',5'-cyclic-AMP phosphodiesterase activity. Lineage: Eukaryota; Metazoa; Chordata; Mammalia; Didelphimorphia; Didelphidae. The record is from RefSeq and is a predicted model, not a curated record.
AGCAGCACCUCUGGAGAACAGGGCAGAAUGCCUGUGCUAGAUCGCUGUUUUAACUCGGCAGAGCUGGGCAGAAGGUGGACUCCACGGGAAGGUCUGCUGCCCUCUUCCAUGGGCAGCGGGCCAGAGUAUCAGCAGGGACCACUGACCUGGGAGCUGCCAGAGAUGAUCAGGAUGGUAAAGCUUGUUUGGAAAUCCAAAAGUGAGCUGCAGGGGACCAAACAAAGAGGGCUUCUGGAAGCUGAAGAUGCUGUCAACAGCUUCUCAGGAGAUGUACGAGUAAGAGGUCAGACAGGGGUUCCUGCAGAACGCCGUGGCUCCUACCCAUUCAUUGAUUUCCGCCUUCUUAACAACACAGCACACUCAGGGGAAAUUGGUACCAAGAAGAAAGUAAAAAGACUACUGAGCUUUCAAAGAUACUUCCAUGUAUCCAGGCUACACCGAGGAGCUAUACCUCAAGCCCCCCUGCACUUCCUGGAUGAAGACUACCUGGGCCAGGCAAGGCAUAUGCUCUCCAAAGUGGGAAUGUGGGAUUUUGACAUCUUCUUAUUUGAUCGCUUGACAAAUGGAAACACUCUGGUCCCAUUGCUGUGCCACCUUUUCAACAUUCAUGGGCUUAUUCAUCAUUUUCAAUUAGACAUGGUGACCUUACACAGGUUCUUAGUUAUGGUUCAAGAAGAUUACCAUAGCCAAAAUCCUUAUCAUAACGCUGUCCACGCAGCUGACGUCACCCAGGCCAUGAACUGCUUUCUAAAGGAGCCUAAGCUCAGUAGCUUCCUCACACCACUGGACAUUAUGCUUGGACUGCUGUCAGCUGUAACCCACGAUUUAGACCACCCAGGGGUGAACCAACUCUUUUUGAUCAAGACUAAUCACCAUCUUUGCAGUUUAUAUCAGAAUAUUUCUGUACUAGAGAAUCACCACUGGCGAUCUGCAAUUUGCAUGCUUCGAGAAUCAAGGCUCUUUGCACAUUUGCCAAAGGAAAUGACACAGGAUAUUGAACAACGGCUGGGUUCCCUCAUUUUGGCCACAGACAUCACCCGGCAGAAAGAAUUCCUGACCCGCUUAGAAAAUCAUCUCAAGAAUCAAGAUUUGAGAUUGGAAGAUGCUCAGAACCGACAUUUUAUUCUUCAGAUUGCGCUGAAGUGUGCUGACAUUUGCAAUCCUUGUAGGAUCUGGGAGGUGAGCAAACAGUGGAGUGAAAGGGUCUGUGAAGAGUUCUACAGGCAAGGUGACCUCGAGCAGAAAUUCAAACUGGAAAUAAGUCCUCUUUGUAAUCAACAGGAGGAUUCUAUUCCUAGUAUACAAAUUGGCUUCAUGACCCAUAUUGCUGAGCCACUCUUCAAGAAAUGGUACCAUUUUACAGAAAGUCCUCUGGGUGAAAAUAUGUUAAGCCAUCUCACAAUCAACAAAGCCAAGUGGAAAAGUAUACAGCAUACACAGCACAGCAGUAACGGUGGCACUAGUGACAGUAAUAGCAACAAGAUCAAUGACCAUGCGGGCCAAGGAACUGAAAACGAGGAGCAGACUGUAAAUGAAGGAGACUCCCCGUAAUAGCAGCCUCGCCCUCUUCCCUUUGGCACUGCGAUCUUCUCUCUGCUAGUCACAGUGAAGUUGGAAAUCUCAGUGUGCACAGGGUCAUCGAGAGCAGGAAAGGAAACAGAAUCUCGAAGGGCGUCCUUGUCACUAAACCCAGACCGCUUCUGGGUUUUGUUCCUGUGCUCUUUUGACCCCGUCCAUCCCCAUUUUUCUAAAUGUAUCAAAGCCAUUUGUUACUUCUGAUCAUUAGCUGCUUGAGUGAGGAACUCCGUUCAAUAAAGUGCUGAGGCUGGUCCCAGGAACAGGCUUCGCAACUAUCAGGGGAAGAUUGGAGAGGAAGGAAAAGGCAUCCUUGGCCACAAACUCCCAUUUGCCCUUGGCCAUACUGUGACAUGCAGCAGUUCAUAGGUCCAGAGCACUGGACGGUUGUUUUUUUUUAAAAUCUGGCUACUGAGCUGCACAAUAAACCACCAGCAAAUAUG